CCCAACAAGUAAAUUCAGAUUAAUUUACAGGAGUAUUUAGAGGUGUGAGUCACCGACUUUAUGUCCAUGGUGGAAAUAAAUUAGUGAUGAACGAAAACUCUUACUUUGCGCCAAGCUGACUGCAGUUCUUCAGUUGAGUGAAACACUGACUUGACAUGGCUCCCCUCAAAUUUGUCAUUAAGUGUGGGAACUUUGCUGUGCUAGUCGAUCUCCAUGUUCUGCCCCUGGGCGAUCAAGAGGACACCAGCUGGUUUACCAUGGAGCACACUGAGGAAGUUAAAACUGUGGUUCAAGAUGCCAUGGACAAGAGAGUUAAGCAGUACACAGAGUUCCUCCAAAACAGAAGACAGCCCAAACAGAAGAAGGAACUGCCACCUGCUCCUGCAUUUUAUGUCAAAGGAAAAAAAUUCAACCUAGUGGCCAACUUUCUGAAGCGGCACACCACUCUCAGAUGUGUUGCGAAACAGCAUUAUCGGGAGUUGCGUGUCUUUCCUGAACGCUAUGUUGUGUGCGUAAGAUGUCCUGAGGAUGCCUCAGCGCACCAUGGAAACCCGAGCCUGGCCACAACUGAACUGAGUGAACAAAGCCGAUCGGAAUAUUUUUCCAGAGUGGGAGAAACCCAAGAGCCUUCACACAGCCCCACAAAAACAAAGAAGACUGCACUUCAAAAGAUAGCCCAACAAGCUUGUGUCCAGCGAGACCACUCUACUUCCAGUUUAGGAGAGCAAAGAGCCACUUUGAACAACCAGAACGGGCAACUAAAACCAGGAGAGUCACAGGCUAGCCUGAAGAAGGUGAUUUCCUGCCCCCUUUCGCUGUGUCAAACUUGCCCCAGUGCCUCAACUGAGCCUGUUUGGAGUCGUGGAAAGCAGGACCCGGUUCAGGACCAGCAGACUGGGAAUAAUCUUCCAGACAGCAUUAAUGCGGGUGAGGCAUCUGGUGUUCUCUGUCAAACUCAAAUCAGUCAGGAAAGCAGCAAGAACAAGAGGUGUAAGCUGAGCGACGCAGGGGGAGAUCCUCACAUGCACAAGACCAAGAGGACGUGCCUUGGAAGCCCUCCAGUCGCAAUGCAAACACACGCCAUCGAAUGCUCCUCACAAACAUCCAAGUAUGACCUUCCUCUGCCGCCCCUUCCUCCAGUCAAAGCCAAGGCAGAGUCCAAGGCUUUCCCAGUCUCUGAGUGCAAGAAAACCACACUGGAAGUAGAGCUGCUUACUCCAGGGAAACGGGCCCAGAGGCUCCCCCUCACAAGCAAUAACACGGCACAGACAAACCAAAACAGGCUGGCCGCAAGUCUGAGGGGCCUAUCUGUCAAGCCUGCAUCCUCAGGCUCCUCUAUUAGUUCCAGAUCCACAGGCGGGGAGGGGAGAGAAAUUGUGCCCAGAAUGUCCAGAUUACGACGACAGAAGAGGUCCUGAGGGGGAAGAGACGAGCUACAGUAAAGAUGCCUGACGCCACAGCGAUAUAGAGAUGAUACUGCGUCAGGCGUGAUGUUUUCCUCCCCAGUCUCCUCAGAUGACUUACACAAAUGUUUUACUACCCUAUCUGUUCGUACAGUACACACCACACACACACACACCUAAUGCAUGUUAUGACAGCAUGUUAUGAGUGCUGGGCCAAAUGAUCAACCCUUAUGUCGCAGUGGGUGAGAACUUCACACAAACGAAAAGUCAAAACCUUUAACUGGAGUUUAGAUUUGGGUUUGUGUUAGAGAUUGGGAAUUUCAGACAGGCAGGAGCCAUGCAGUACGUCAUGGCUUUUAGUAUGAAAUACUGGCUCCUACGUGUCUGAAACUAUUUCCCUGCUGAAGUUCAAGACUGAUUGAUGGCCAUUUCCAGAUUUAUUUCAUCAGUUAAAUUUUUUUUUUUUUUUGAGAAUUCAUUAAUGUGCAACCUUCUCAGUAUUUAACGUCCUGGAUCUGUACAUGUGGUGACAAUGAAAACUUUAAUGGUUUGAUCUGGUGAUGGUUGGCUGUAGUGUUACCGGUUAAAAUAUAGAUGGUGGGGUUUAACCCAGCAUUUAGUCAGGGUCCAGAGUCACCACAGGGGUGUGGUUAUCCAUGUUGUCCCAGACCAUUUAGAGCGCUGUUGGGUAGCAGCAUGCCUCAAAACUGGCAUUUAAAGCCCACUUAAUGACAGUGUUGCCUGUUUGUAUUAUUUUGAUUGAUCAUUUUAUGGUUUAAAUAAAUGAUUUUUUUUAUUAUUAUCUGCGGGAAAUCGGAUUUAUUUUUGGGUGGAUUCUUUUUUGUGUGUUAGUUUCCCCAUUUGUAAUGAUGCAUAACUGGAGACGGGAUGACUCAUCGCUAACAGGGCCUGUUGAUCCAAUUUGGUUCUUAUCAGAGCACUGACAAUACAGUGGAUUAGUGAAAAUGACCCCGGUGUUUUUAAGGCCUAAUAUGUUUAAGUCUUUCUCACAUGGUGUUGUUAAUCCCUUGCUUUUAAUCCCUUUAAACUGAUUCUACAGAAGACUACAGUUAAAUUGUAGUCCACGUAGUCCUCUCUGACCUACUGCUUUGAAAGGUUUUUGCAGAGAGAGAUAACGACAAGGGUAAAUGUGUAACGCAAGAGUACUUUUUUAAAGUCUUGGCUUGUUACAUCAUAAUUAUCUGUAA
Molecule: messenger RNA, 2611 nt
Organism: Thalassophryne amazonica
Lineage: Eukaryota; Metazoa; Chordata; Actinopteri; Batrachoidiformes; Batrachoididae
Gene: slx4ip
Product: SLX4 interacting protein
Exons: 8
Coding region: 156-1418 (420 amino acids)
Source: RefSeq, a predicted model, not a curated record